Molecule: messenger RNA, 739 nt
Organism: Paecilomyces variotii
Lineage: Eukaryota; Fungi; Ascomycota; Eurotiomycetes; Eurotiales; Thermoascaceae
Product: DUF636 domain protein
Exons: 3
Coding region: 170-661 (163 amino acids)
Molecular function (GO): carbon-sulfur lyase activity
Source: RefSeq, a predicted model, not a curated record
GUAUGACGUCCCAGCCCCUCUUUAUCAACUUAUUUCUUAAUACGUAGUCCCAUCUACAGGAUCUUUCAUUUCAAAUUUCUCUUUCGCGCAGGAUCAGACCUAUUAUCUGGUAUUGUUAUUCGAUCGACAUACGGUUUCUUCCAACCAUCUCUACUACCGCCGAUUCACGAUGCCGAUGCUACUCCUGGGCAGCUGCCAAUGCGGUGGCGUUGAAUUUUCCCUUGAAUCGCAUACUCCGGUCCCAUACCAGCUCUGCGCAUGCAGUAUCUGUCGGAAAGUUGGCGGCUACAACGGCUGCGUGAAUCUCGGAGGCGUCGCAAAGACACUGGUAAUCAAGAAAGGGAAAGAUCUCCUUAAGAAAUACACUGCUAUCAAAGAUCGCGGCAAGCCAAACCAGCAGAUCUGCUCGUCGGAACGUAAUUUCUGCUCUAAUUGCAGCACGAUGCUCUGGUUAUGGGACCGUCAUUGGCCAGAACUGAUUCAUCCGUUUUCGUCCGCCAUAGACACUGAGUUGCCUGCUCCAGAUGAGAUGGUCUGCGUCAUGGCAGGUUCCAAGCCGAACUACGUGAGGUGGCCGGAGGGCAAGAAGAGCGUCCACGAAUUGUAUGGCGAGGAUAGCAUUGAAGGAUGGCAUAAGAAACAUGGCCUUUACAUUCGGUAGGUUUACGACAAAGGGAAAACUGGCAUGAGAAUGGUAUGACAAUGUAUUCAUUGAUCUAGCUAGCGAGAAUUAUGGACC